Clarias gariepinus (North African catfish) is the source of this 2700-nucleotide messenger RNA. RefSeq names its product phosphorylase kinase, alpha 1b (muscle) (gene phka1b). Gene Ontology annotation, molecular function: calmodulin binding. Lineage: Eukaryota; Metazoa; Chordata; Actinopteri; Siluriformes; Clariidae. Gene Ontology annotation, cellular component: phosphorylase kinase complex. The record is from RefSeq and is a predicted model, not a curated record. Gene Ontology annotation, biological process: glycogen metabolic process.
AUGAGACUGAGGGGUCGCUCUUACUUCUCUUUAUAUAGUCCUGUUAUUAAUAUUUCAUAUUCCAUUGUUGCUCAAAUCCUGAUAUUUCCCUUGCUGGACAAAGUGGAGAAGUUCAAGUAGCAAGAGGAUGCAGAUUGCCUACAUGCCAAGUAUCACACAGGAAUUACCACUGUGGUUGGUGAUCAGGAUUGGGGACAUUUACAUUUACUGUAUGCUACAUUCAUCUUCCUGCUCUUUCUGGCUUAAAUGACAGCUUCAGGGCUACACAUUGUGUACACAUGCAAUGAGGUCAAUGUUGUUCAGAAUCGAAUGUUUUACAUUGAAACAGCAUACAAAGUUGCGAAUUUUGGAAUGUGAGAACAAGGAGACAAGACAAAUCAAGCAACUCAAUGCCAGUCUGUUGGGAUGGCAAAGGCAGCCUUGGAGGCCUUGGACGGAUUAAACCUCUUUGGUGCCAAAGGUGGCCCAGAGUCUGUCGUUCACGCUUUGUCUGAUGACAUACAGCGCUGCCAAGGUGAAAGCUUUUCUGUUCUGUCCACCUCUAAAGAGGUGGAUGCUGGAGUCCUUUCCAUCAUCUCUUACCCAGCCUUUGCAGUUGAGGACAUUGACAUUGUUAACAUUACUAAAGAGGAGAUUAAGAAAUUCCUAAUGUGUUAUGUUCAUCCAGAAAAAAAUAUAUAAAUAUUGAUUUUAUUUGUCUUUCUCAGAGAUGGCCACAAAAGCCCCAAAGAUAAUUCCAAUCGUUUAUACUAUGAGUCAUCAGAGCUGAAACUUGAGAAUUGAAACAAUAUUGAGUGUGAAUAGCCCUUGUUUUGGAUUUACUUAAUCCUGGAUGGAGUUUUCAUUAAUAGUCCUGAGCAGGUACAGGAGUACUGAGGUGCCUUAGAUGCCAUUCUGAUCAAAGGAAAAGAUGGACUGCGUCUUGUUUCUGAGCUUUACAGCGCUUCUAAAGAUAAGGUGGAUGAGGAAUAUGUCAAUCUUCACACUGUGGAAUGAGUGCCAGUAGGCAGGUGCCCUAUGAAAUGGGCCCAGUCUCUGUACACAUUGGGUAACCUAACAGCAGAGGGUUUCUUAGCACCUGGGGAGAUAGAUUCCCUCAACAGAUGUUUCGCCACCACACCCAAGCCUGAAGUCGUAGUUCAGGUGUCGAUUUUGGCAGAGACAGAAGAAAUUAAGCAAAUUCUGCAAAACCAGGGCAUCUAUUCAGAAACCCUGGAGGACAUUCAUCCGAUUAGGGAGCCCUCUCCUCAGCCCUCUAGAAUUCUUAGUCACAUCUACGCAAGACUUGGACGUAAUCAAAGACUUGGUCUGACUGGGAGGCCAUACCGCAGUAUUGAUGUGCUGAGGACAUCCAAAUCCUACAUCAUACGCAACACCUUCUUUUCCUUUACGCCUCAAAGUCCCCCUGCUGAAGGAGGACUCGACCGAUUCCGUGCUGCAGCAAAGCGAGAGAUGGUGUCUCUGGUUCACAAAGCCAAAACGCUAAACAUAAGGUAUGGACUACUGAGCGACCUGUAUGAGAAGGCAAGCAGUCUGAUCAGCGGCAUGCUUCGCAGGAAAGUGGCGGAACUUGAUAAGGCUUGCACUGAUUUGCUCGCUCACCAGGAGCACCUGACAGUGGGGUUUCCACCUGAACCACGAGAGAAAACUAUUUCAGCCCUAAUGACCCCAGACAAGCUGACCAGGCUUAUUGAUGAGGCCAGCGUGAACAACCUCACAACAGCAAUCCUCACUCAUGUAUAUGAUUGGCAGGAGAUCAUGGUGUAUCUGGCCAUGAGCAUUCGAUCCCAGCCAAAACUUUUCAGUGAAAUGUUCCGCCUCCGCAUCGGCCUCAUUAUCCAGGUCAUGGUCACUGAGCUGGCACAGUCUCUCAACUGCUCUGGAGAGGAUGCUACUGAAAGUCUGAUGAACCUGGCUCCAUGCGAGCUGAAGACCCUCCUCCUCCAGAUCCUCAGUGCCAAAGAGUUUAGAGUGCGGAGAAGUGUGUGCUCAGCUGGAUCCGGUAUAAGCCCAGCCAUCUCUAUCCAAGACAAGAGUAAAUCUGGCUCUGCAAAAGAUCAAUUAAAAGGCAGCACUCAGGUCAAAUGUGAUGUCAAAUUGCCAUUAUCAGUGCACUCCUUGAAUAUUGACAAUAUUGAGUCAGGGAGGUAUAGACUUCCUCCUAUUGAGUCCUUUCAAGAUUCUUUGAGAGGUGCGGCACAGGACAGAAAACAAGGUGGAGCUCUCAAUAGGAUUCCUGUGUGUUUCUAUCAAAACGUCUGGAAGAUCCUACAAAAGUGUGACUCUCUAUUAAAGCCUGUCCUUUCAUCAUCGACCACAAAAGAGAUGACCCCUGGUGAGAUAAAAUUUGCUGUGUAUGUGGAGACAGGGCUGAACCCUGUCCCGCAGCCGGAGUACAAGCAGCUGCUGGUGGAAGAGAUCCUAGUCCUGAUCAUGCUGUCUAAAGUGGACAUCCAUACAACUGGAGGAAUCAUUCAUGCAGAAAAGAUUGUUCAAAUGGCCAGAGACAUGUUCCAUAAAGAUCAGAAAGGCCUAGGAGCAGAUGAUACAAUCCUGGAAAAGGAUCAGUCCAACGGUAUCUGCAGGUUAUUUUAUGACAGUGCACCCAGUGGCCGUUUUGGGACCAUGACCUACCUGUCUAAAGCUGUAGCCACUUAUGUUGAUGAAUUCCUGCCAACUGGGUCCUGUGCCCUUCAGUGA